ACGCUAAAACAAAGAGAAGGAUACUACUUGAGUUCAUUGCCUUUUUCAAAAGGAGAGGGCAUAUAGCAAAGGGGGCUGGAAACCAAAGAGAGCAUAAGAAAAUUAUCAUCUGAUGUCUUUGAAAAACCAAGGCAACAGAGCUGUGGAAUAUGUGCACACACCUAGAUUCAUACAGUAGAUACAUAGAAGCCACUUCGCAAGCAUCCCUUCAGAUGCGCAAGUGACGGCAGCAGAGCUCACACACGUGUGGAAUGUGGAUGACGAUAAGUCACAGGUGCAGUUUACAAAGAAAGAAAUUAGAGGUGCUGUAAACAAUCGCCAGCUUCUAUCUAUUCACAGAGGCAAAGCCAUGACUGUGGAUAUAUGAGGUGAUUUGCAUGCUUCAGACAAGCUCCUGAAAGACAGACAGUGAAAACUUAAAUUGAUCAUCAGUCAACUCACUUUAAUUGACAAUUUCACAAUGGGAAUUUCAGUUCAGAACAUCACAGCUAAUACUGCAAUGGUGAUUUGGCCAUCCAUCUCAAGUUGUUCUGACAGCUUCUAUAGCAUCAUGUACCAGUCUAACUGGAACACAAUGCUAUCUGGAUAUUCCAAGAAAAACUUCCAGAAGGAAGAGAGGAUUCCAGGCAGUCGGACAUUCUUUACUGUUGAAAAUCUAACACCACUGACUACAUAUAUUUUAUGUGUAACCUGUCAAUCUGCCAAUCCAACAAGCGACCAGUGCAGGAUCUUCCACACACUCGGUCAAGAUCCCUCAUCUGUAAAUAGCAAGAAAAAAGACCUAGCUCUAGGGAUAUGGUUGACCAGUAGCAUCCUUCUCCUCAUCAUUACCUGCAUCCUACUAUACGGUUGCUUGCAUAUAUGGUGGAGAAAACGUCAAGAACGGGCUGGACGACAAAAUGGAGGAGGCAACGAACAAGACAAGAGAGAGGCCUGGACAAAAAAUGAAGACACUCCAUUGGAAGAGUAUGAGGCAUCAAACCAGCUAGUUCUAAGCGAGGAGACCAAAAUAGAUGAAUGCUUAAACAGCAACCAGCUAGAUUCAGUCAUCAAAGACCCUGUAGCCACAGAUGAAGACAACAGACGAAACUUUAUUAAUCAUGAACUUGUAUCUGUGCAUCCAACUGCUGUUAAAUGAGCUACUCGGAUACAUCAAAUAUAUAUGUAUACAGUG
Molecule: messenger RNA, 1174 nt
Organism: Bombina bombina (fire-bellied toad)
Lineage: Eukaryota; Metazoa; Chordata; Amphibia; Anura; Bombinatoridae
Gene: FNDC9
Product: fibronectin type III domain containing 9
Exons: 2
Coding region: 461-1138 (225 amino acids)
Molecular function (GO): protein binding
Source: RefSeq, a predicted model, not a curated record